Magnolia sinica is the source of this 1413-nucleotide messenger RNA. RefSeq names its product calmodulin-like protein 3. Gene Ontology annotation, molecular function: calcium ion binding. The coding region runs from base 269 to 886 and encodes 205 amino acids. The record is from RefSeq and is a predicted model, not a curated record. NCBI's taxonomy places the organism in Eukaryota, Viridiplantae, Streptophyta, Magnoliopsida, Magnoliales, Magnoliaceae. The transcript has a single exon.
CCUGUUCAGACAAGUCAAACAUCUCUCUCUCUAUUGUUUCAGGAGAGCAUUGAAUGCAACAUUAAGUUAUUGUUUCACGCGCUUUGUGGGGCCAACCAUCAACAACCGCGUUUCUUCCACUCGUCCCCUCCAACCGAAAAAGAAGAGAAAAAGAAAAGGCAAGCAGCCUGCUUCAUACCUGUCUUUCAUAUCUCUCUUCCAGGUAGGAGCUUUGUUUCUGGUUCGUCUUCUUCUUCUUUUUAGUCUUUGUUAGAAAAAAAUCAUACACAUGAUGAUGCUAGUCUUGUUAUCUGUACUCUUCAUAUGUGGCCUCCUCAACUCCCUUUUCUACUUCUCCCCUUCCAAGUUGUUUGCAUGGCUCCUUUCCCUCUUCCCCAAAUCACCACCACUCCCUCCCGUGGGACUCACCAAGAAGAUCGACAGGGCCGAGCUCGAGAUGGUCUUCGCCACCUUCGACCACAACGGCAACGGGUUCAUCACCAAACAAGAGUUGGAAGAGUCAUUGGAGAAGUUGGGCCUCUUCACUGGUGACAAGCAAGUCGCUGCCAUGAUCGAACAGUUUGAUUCAAAUGGAGAUGGGCUGAUAGAUUUGCAUGAAUUCUGUGAGCUUUAUGAGUCGAUGAUGGGGAAACAAGGAGAAGAAGAAAAAGAAGGAAAAGAUGAUUAUCUGAAGGAAGCAUUCGAUGUGUUUGAUGAGAAUGGGGAUGGGUUGAUCACGGUAGAGGAGUUGGCAUUGGUACUAACAUCGCUAGGGCUGAAGCAAGGCAUGGGAAUGGAGGAGUGCAGGAAGAUGAUCAGCAAGGUUGAUAUGGAUGGAGAUGGAAUGGUUAAUUUUAAAGAGUUUAAGAGGAUGAUGGCGUCUGGCAGUUUAAUUCCUGUGUCCUGAUCCACCCCGCCCCCUCUCUCUCUCUCUCUCUCUCUCUCUCUCUCUCUCUCUGUGAUUGCGUGGUGUAGCACACAAGACCACGCAAUUCGACUCUUCCCCUCUCCCUCUCCCUCUCCCUCUCAAAUGGUAAUCAUACAUGCAGGGACACCUAAAUUCAAGCUGUUCAUCAGGGAAUUUCCGUUGCAUCUGUGCGAUGGGAUGGUCUGCCCAUCAGGUGGGCCGGAUGUGUUCAAAGCAAAUGGACUGUUAAAUAAUAUAGUCAGACUGACUGGCUUGAUUUUGGGCUAAGAAACAUCAAUGCGGGGCCGCUCGAUUAAUUGAUCUGACACAAGUAGGCAUGGUAGGCAUGUAUUAAAGUCACAUAGACAGACACAUCUCUCUCUCUCUCUCUCGUGAGAGUUGCCCACUGUAUCAUAGAUGGUUGAAAGUAAAGGAAAGAAAUUUGUAAAAGAUAUUUUUAAUUUACAAGUUUUGUUGUGUAUUUGAGAUGUGUUUUGGAUAUGCCACUCCUCCAUUCUUUGCGCUGA